AUGUCACUUACCCGUAUACAAGUCCAGCGAGCUACUACUGUCUCUCCAUGGACGAGAGAUUUCCGUCACCUUCUCCCUGUCCCAAAACACUUCCAGAAUAGACAGACAUGGUUCGACCCCAUCACAAAGGCCGUACGCGUCAAAGACCGUAUAAAAUACUGGAACGUCGUUCCAGGUGAUCAAAUUUGCAUACGCGGAGACACACGCAAGACCAUCCACGAGGUUCUCAGCAUAAAUAAAUUUACCAACCGCGUCUAUUUGAAGGGUGCCAACCUCGGGAAGCAAUACAAGACCCCGGUCAACCGCAGUGUGCACUACUCAAGAUGUAUGCUCUACAUUGGCGAACAAGUGGGAAAGGCUACCUCAGUUGGUGAGCAGCCCAAGGCGAUUUCUAUAUUUGCGAGACGUAUUGGUGUGCGAGAUCCUCAUUGGGAUCCCAUUCUCUACCGCUGGAACUGGAAGCGUCUGGUGCUCGCUACUGAUCCAUAUACCCCGAAGACAAAGAUCGAGUUAGAAUGGCCUCAACGGGAAGAGAGAGACCACAAAGAACCUAAUCCAUUAUUGGACACGACGCCAGAGACGGUUCGGGAAAUAACGUACAAACCACCCGCGUUCUCUCUGUCCAAAUUGAUCUCCCUCGAGAGUGGCAUAACUGAGAAGGCAUACCUCAGGACGCUGUUCAAUCCUUCCGCCGUUCCUUUCGACACGUCAGCGCCGAUGGAGGUAUAUCUUACAAAGGAGCUGAGCAACCCUCAUAGUAGAGCGAAGAAGCAAGCGCGCUGGCAGGCUGCUGCGAAACGCAAGAGCACGCUCUUCAAAAAGUUCGUUGCCCAGGAACUCAAGAGUCUUAAUGGCCGGAGUAUUCGGGAUGCGCGCGCAGAAGCUGCUUUCAAGUACCGGCAGAAGCUGGAAGAGGAGAGAAAGUCAGAAAAGAAACGGAGGUGGUUGACCAAGGACCGUCUUGCGAAGAUGGAGAGAACGUCUAAGCGCAAGGCAAGGAAGGCGGAGAAACAGAAGAGAAGCUCAGCCAGUUGGUCUUGCGAGAUGCGCCAAACCAAUUUAUUCCUGGCCAGUCUGCGAGGAGACAAGAAGCAUGAUAUUGUGUCAGGGGAAUGCUUCUAG
This is a messenger RNA of Suillus subaureus, 1122 nucleotides long. RefSeq lists its product as uncharacterized. Lineage: Eukaryota; Fungi; Basidiomycota; Agaricomycetes; Boletales; Suillaceae. The record is from RefSeq and is a predicted model, not a curated record. The transcript is spliced from 4 exons. Gene Ontology annotation, molecular function: RNA binding. Bases 1 to 1122 code for a protein of 373 amino acids.